Molecule: messenger RNA, 360 nt
Organism: Striga asiatica
Lineage: Eukaryota; Viridiplantae; Streptophyta; Magnoliopsida; Lamiales; Orobanchaceae
Source: the annotation of a GenBank genome assembly
UUGCCACUGGCCACAUCGCCGCCACAACCUUUAUCCUCCACUGUCAUCGUUCAUCCACCCCGACCCUUCCUCUCCGGUAAGUCCAGUGGCCGCCAGAGAAUCACCGAUUCAACUCAAAACUCGUCAAUUGCCAGCCUCUGUUGUCUCCAAACUUACUGUCGCCGCUUUCUGUCUCUAACACCAUCUCCAUCGUCACGGCCUUCAGAGUCGGCGGGAAUCAGAAUCUCGAGGGCCAAUUGGGAGGACAUGGAUCUGGUUGGAGACGGCGACGGCCAAAUUGAGAUUGUGCAAGCCUACCACAACGUCCAGCAGCACAUACUUCGUCUUCUCCCAGGGCGGAGGCGGUCACGAACUUCGUGA